Messenger RNA from Zygosaccharomyces rouxii, 1095 nucleotides. RefSeq names its product oxidoreductase (gene CYC2). The coding region runs from base 1 to 1095 and encodes 364 amino acids. Gene Ontology annotation, molecular function: oxidoreductase activity. NCBI's taxonomy places the organism in Eukaryota, Fungi, Ascomycota, Saccharomycetes, Saccharomycetales, Saccharomycetaceae. The record is from RefSeq and is a predicted model, not a curated record. The transcript has a single exon.
AUGAAGCUCAGACCUCCUACUUUGUUCAUCAAGAACUAUUACAAAAGAUGCUACAGCCAUAAAUUUACACAAUUACCCCAAGAAAGAAGAAUUAGGCUCUCCGGGGUCCUAAUGACGGGUGCCAUUGGUGUUAGUGCACUGAGUUACUACUACUACUCCAUACUGCGACAACAACAAUCCCAGGAACUGUCCCCAACUCAUUUUAUCCCUUACAAGAUUUCCCACAAGAUUGAUAUCGACCCAAGCCACUUCCUUUUAGAAUUGACUCCUUUGCAAAGGCAGAAGGUAAAUUUAUGGUCCCAAAUGGGAUCUGAACAUCUGUGGUCCGUUGAGGUCAAACAACCAGAAAUUAUGGUAGUUAGAAGCUAUACUCCAUUACCUCUGCAAGUAGAUGAGAAUCAGAGAGAAUUGAAAGCUAUACCAGAUGGCUCAAAUGGGGAUGGGAAAUUUGCAUUGUAUGUUAAGCAAUAUGGUAAUGGAGAGGUAGCCAGAUGGUUACACAGAUUACCCCUGGGCCACACUAUAGAUGUAAGAGGACCAUUCGUAGAGUAUGAAUUGCCUAAAUAUGAAGGUGAAAUCUCGAGAAAUAGAGAUUUUCUGUUCAAUGACGAAAUAUCGUCCACUGAAGAAGACAAGUUCAAAUACCAACCAUUUGACAUUGCGAUGUUUACAGCAGGUACUGGGAUUGUAUCAGCACUACAGAUUUUACUCACAGAAUCUCCUCUAAGAGGUAAAAUGCAUUUACGGUACUCAUGUGGUAGUGUCGAUGAGUUAGGUCCUUUAAAACCAUUCCUCUACCAGUUGCACAGAUAUGGACGCAUCGAUCUCCAAGUACUGGAGUCCUCCAAGGAAUUAAACGUAGCUAAACGGCAACAAAAGAUUUGGGAUCAGAUUCCUUCGCCUACCAACUAUUUAGGGCCUUCCAAUUAUCUGGGACCUAACAAGAUUUCUAUUCCCGUAUUAGCAUUGGUAUGUGGUCCAGAGAGGUAUAUUGCUGACAUUUCAGGACCUAGAAUUAAUCUAGCGCAAGGACCAAUUGGUGGUAUGUUGAAGGCGAAAGGAUGGACUGAAGGAAAUGUUUACAAACUUUCUUGA